UCUUGAUCAUUGAUUAUUAAAUUGUCGCGAAUUGGUCGUCGUCGAGUCAAUACGUGAUAACUUAAAAAUAACCUCCUGAUUGUUGCCUUUGUUUGGAUCGCGUUUUUGAGUGUUUCGUGAGUGCUUGCUGCUCUCUUAUUUAUCCUGAUCCUCCGAGACCUGAUGAGGGAUUCCAGUUUGGAAGGAGUUUCGGAUUAUCAAAGGUGGCAUCAUCUGUUUCGGGCAAUGCACGAAAAAGACCUACCCAGCAGUUCAGUUCGAACCGUUGCUUCGAGAAUAGUACGUCGCGCUGAAAAUGUAAAUCUACCUUUAAACGGCGUCGAAUAUGUCGCCUUUGGACCUCUGGAUUUGGUUACCACCAUCUAACUUCUGGAAUGGUGGUUUGGAUACCAGGAGUAAAACUUGCCGAAACCAGAAGAACUGUGAUAGUUUAAAUGAUUCGGUACUAGGAUGGACUGUUAGACGCUUAAGACGGACACUUUCGCGGUCGAGUACUGAUAGAGCCCGCUUUUUGUGGUUUUUCGGUUUUUUAGUGUUGUUUUUAUUAUUGAGGGUGUGUGACGGCGCCAAAAUCAAACAUGCCUACGGGGGCAGCGGCAGCUACCUGAUGAGCAACACUUACCCCCAAAUGAGGAAAGAUAUCUUAAGCAAAGAGGACGACUUUGUUGCCAAAGGCAAAAUUUGCAUUGGAACGAAUGGACGGAUGUCGGUGCCAUCAAACCGAGAUCAUCACUACCGGAACCUGAAAGACCGUUUCACCAACUGCACUUAUGUGGAUGGAAAUUUGGAGCUCACAUGGUUGCAAGACAGCAAUCUGGAUCUGAGUUUUCUGCAGUACAUCAGAGAAGUGACCGGUUAUGUUCUAAUAUCUCACGUGGAUAUCAAGAAGAUUGUUUUGCCAAAAUUGCAAAUAAUCAGAGGACGGACGUUGUUUAAAAUGCACGAGGAUGACUACGCGUUGGUGAUAACUCUGAAUAAAAUGUAUUCAGUAGAGCUUCCUGCACUGCGAGAUAUUUUGACUGGAAGCGUCGGUAUAAUCAACAAUUACAACCUCUGCCACAUCAAGACCAUUGACUGGAAAGAAAUAAUAUCAGAUCCAAAGGGCAAGGAUGUUUAUGUGUACAAUUUUACCUCCAGUGAAAGAGAGUGCACUGCCUGUGAUAUAAGCUGUCCGAGAGGAUGUUGGGGCGAUGGAUACGAAAACUGCCAGAAAUUCUCCAAGACGACAUGCAGCCCCCAGUGUGCGGAAGGGCGAUGUUUUGGGCCCAACCCCAGAGAAUGCUGCCACCUAUUUUGCGCUGGAGGGUGCACUGGUCCUCGUCAAAGCGACUGCAUUGCCUGCAAGAACUUCUACGAUGAAGGUGUUUGCACAAACGACUGUCCCUCAAUGAAAAUCUACAACCCCACCACCUACUCUUGGGAGGUCAACCCGAAUGGGAAAUAUGCCUACGGAGCCACCUGUGUGAAAAAAUGUCCAGAACAUCUUCUAAAAGACAGCGGCGCUUGUGUUCGAAGCUGUCCAUCCAACAAAAAGACACAGGAUGGAGAAUGCGUACCUUGUGACGGCCCUUGUCCCAAAACUUGCUUCGGGGACACCACUGUACAUUCUGGAAAUAUCGACUCUUUUCGCGGAUGCACCGUCAUUGAAGGAUAUUUAAACAUCUUGGAGAACAGCUUCAGAGGCUUCCAGCACGUGUUUCCUAACUUUACCUUCGGAGACCGAUACUCGGAGAUGCAUCCAGACAGACUGGAAGUCUUCAGCACCCUGAAAGAGCUCACCGGCUACCUGAACAUCCAGGCUUAUCACGACAAAUUCAGAAACCUUUCCUACUUCCGCAAUCUGGAAAUCAUUCAUGGCCGAGUUGUGCAUGAAUACUCGUCAUCUUUAUACAUCGUGAAAACCUCUCUGGAAUCUCUGGAACUGAAGUCACUGAAGAAGAUCAACAUGGGAACAGUGGCAAUUUUGGAAAACAAGCAUCUGUGCUUUGCAGAGGCGAUCAAUUGGGAUCGGAUUAGAAAGAGCCACGAGCAUUCGCUAAUGUUGUCCAACAAUAGCGAUCCGAAAAUGUGCAAAGCUAAAGGUUUGGUUUGUGAUGAUCAAUGUAACACGGAUGGCUGUUGGGGUCCGGGAUCUGAUCACUGUUUGGCUUGCGCCAAUUACAAGCUGGGCAGCAGAUGCUUGCAGAAUUGUACCAUUGAACCUGGAAUUUACCGAGCAGACAAUCGCGAAUGCAAACCUUGCAAUCCGCAAUGCGGUUCUUCUUGCCAUGGUCCGGGCCCAGACCACUGCACCACCUGUAAGAACUUCAAAGAUGGUCCAUUCUGUGUUGAGAAAUGUCCCACGAACAAGUAUUCCGAAAAUGGAAUCUGCAGACCAUGCCACAGUACCUGCGUUGAUGGAUGCACUGGUCCGAAAAAUACCGUGGGUCCAGGCGGAUGCACAUCUUGCGAACUGGCAAUUAUGAAUGAAAAUGCAACUGUCGACGUCUGCCUGCACCAAAACGACACUUGCCCAGAUGGAUACUACUUCGAAUAUGUGGCACCACAAGUUCAGGAAGAAUCCUCAUUGAAAAGCCUGAGCGCCAUUUGCAGAAAGUGCCAUCCCAGAUGCAAAAAGUGCACUGGCUAUGGAUUUCAUGAGCUGAUCUGCCAAGAAUGCACCAACUUUAAGAAAGGCGAGCAGUGCGAAGAUGAAUGCACUUUGGAUCACUAUCCAGACAUUGCGACGCAUGUGUGCAUUGCGUGCGAUCCAGAGUGUCGCGGAUGCACUGGGCCUGGACCGGAAAAUUGCAUGGUCUGCCACAACUUCAAGCUGUAUGAGGAUGGCUGGAUUGACUCGAACAACAGCUUCAGAUGUGUCACCACAUGCCCGCCAGACUUUCCACAUAGAAUCUUUCCCGAAAAUUCGGAAUCCUACUGCUCUGAUAAACCAGAAAGCUUUCCAUUGAUGUCCGCCAAGAGCUCGACUUAUGUUGUCGUUAUAUCAGUGUGCAUUCUUGGGGGAGUGCUCGUAAUCGUUAUACUGGUAGUUGUUCUGGUGUACUGCCAAAGAAAAGAGAAAAUCAAGGAAACUGCUAUGAAAAUGACCAUGGCGAUGGCCCUAAAUAACAUCGAUGAUAACGAGCCGCUUCGACCAAGCAAUGUGCUACCGAAUGCCGCCCACCUAAGAAUGAUCAAGGAAACUGAAAUACGCCGCGGAAGCACUUUGGGCUUUGGAGCUUUCGGAGUGGUCUACAAAGGCGUCUGGGCGGUCGAUGGCGAAAACUCAUCGAAAAUACCCGUCGCCAUCAAAGUCCUGCGAAACGACACAACGACGAACAACAGCAAAGAAUUCCUAUCGGAAGCAUACAUAAUGGCCAGCGUGGACCAUCCAAAUUUAUUGAAACUGUUGGGGGUUUGCAUGGCUUCGCAAAUGAUGCUCAUCACUCAGCUGAUGCCUCUUGGCUGCCUUCUGGACUUUGUCAGGAAGAAUCAUGAUAAAAUCGGUUCGAAACCCAUGUUGAACUGGUGCACGCAGAUUGCAAGAGGAAUGGCAUAUCUCGAAGAAAAACGGUUAGUCCAUCGAGACUUGGCGGCAAGAAACGUGCUGGUGCAAAAACCAAGCUGCGUAAAAAUCACCGAUUUCGGACUGGCUAAGCUUCUGGAUUACAACGAGGAAGAAUACAAGGCUGCUGGCGGAAAAAUGCCAAUCAAAUGGCUAGCUUUGGAAUGCAUUCAACACAGAAUUUUCACGCACAAAUCGGAUGUGUGGGCUUUUGGAGUAACUGUUUGGGAGCUUUUAACCUUUGGUGGAAGACCCUACGAUAACGUUCCUGCUAGGGAUGUUCCUGAGCUGCUGGAAAAAGGUGAAAGACUGUCUCAACCAAGCAUUGCAACCAUAGAUGUUUACAUGACGAUGAUCAAAUGCUGGAUGCUAGAUGCGGAAAGUAGGCCCUGCUUCAAGGAACUUGAAGAUGUUUUUUCGAAGAUGUCACUAGAUCCUGGGCGCUACCUGAUUAUACCUGGAGACCGCUACAUGAGACUGCAAGCCGGACUGAGCACUCCUUUGAGCGACGUCGACAUGGUUCGUUCCCUGGCAUCGGAAAAUAUGGAUUCAUCCGAAGCUGAUGAUUACAUGCACCAACCGAAGUCCAGAGUUCCUUUCAACUCUACCGGAACGACUUCAUUGUCCGGGAUGAAUUCGAUAUCGCCCACUCCAGAUAAAUACUGGCAUUCUUCGCAGCCGAUUACUUCAGAUGGAAGUACGAUGUAUCCUAAUUCGCAAAAUCAGUUUAAUCACAAACUACUCAGAUACAACCAAGGAAUGCAUCGACACUUUGAUCCGAGCCUGCAAGGCACCCAAUCCGACAUAUCCUCAAUCAAAUACUGCGGAGAAUCCAUGAAAUUCCGUGAAAAAGAUGUUGGUUCCGACGAAUACGAUUCGGCAGGAAAGGUGCAGCAAGCGCAAGUUGGAACCCUCAAGCUAGAACUGCCGCUUGAUGAUGACGACUACCUUAUGCCCUCGCCUCAACACACUCAAAGUGCUUCCACGUACCUCGACCUCAAGAAUUCCACCGAUCAUCUCGCCAACUUGAAUAUCUUCCAAAACUAUUCCGAGCUGUUUCAAAACAACAUCGAUAACCCCGAGUAUCUGAUGAAUAACGAAUCGGCACCCGAUCAAACAGUUGGUCUACCGGUUGUUGAUCAGUUUGAAGUACCUCCAUCGCCAGGAACAACGGAGGUUCCAACAGGACCAUACUUGCCGCCGAAAAGCAGCGAAGAAGAGAGUGAUCAUGAAUGCUACAAUGAUUUUGACCGAUUAAGGCGCGAAUUGCAGCCUUUACAGAAGAACAAAGACGGCUCAAUUGUUUAAAUUGAAAACUCGAGGUGAGAUUGGGUAAAGGUUUAUGUGAAACGCCAUUCAAAGGGACUUUUAAUAAACGCUAAAGCAGUAGCUGUUCUAGCUGAAGGAAGUUUUACCUUUAAAACUGAUACGACAAUGUACAAACGCAACGUGGCCUUAUGUACUUUUGUGCUUUAAAGGCUGUGCAAGAAAAAAAUGCCAUUGCUUCUUUUUUAUGAAGAAAGACAAUGGUGGGAUUGUUUUCUGCGAAUUUUAUAACGUUUUAACAGUACUUUUAAAGUGGAAAUACAUGAAGCCAUUCGGUUUACAAAUUCCAGUAUAAAUGAAGAUACUUAAUUAGUGUUUAGAGUCUGACUGUAAGCAGUAGUGUCAAUAAUUGACAAUAACUAUACGGUGCCAUUUUGUUUUUGAAAAUGGCCUUUUGUACAUUCUUAAAAAAAAUUAUUGUACAUAGUUUCAUGUAUAUUUAAGGGUGGUGUAUGAAAAACAAGGACUCAAUAAUGGAUUUGCCCCGCCAAUUAUUGAUCAAAAUAAAUUCCAAAAUUUUGCCAACAAUUUUGUAAAUUUUUAUCAAAGUUCUUUGAUUUUCCAAAUUCCAUUAAAUUAUUUCUUCAUUUCAACUGAUUUUUGACGAAAAUACAAAUCAUGCUUAAUUAUAAUUAAUCUCAAUUUAAUACAAUUUUCUACAUUCAGAACAUUAAGAACUCGAAUAGCACGCAAAUAGAGCGAAUGUGAUUCUCAUUCUGCGCGAUAUUGAGUUUUGAAUUGCAAAAUUUCAACUAGAAAAGAUAAUUUAAAACUGAAAUGAAUGGCGAAAUAAUCGGUUGUUGAAUCCGGAUCAAUAAUAUUCUAAAGACUUGGUUAUCUAAUUUGGUCCUGAAUAGGCAUCAUUGAUUGAAAAUCGUACCAAGCCGGGUCUUCAAACUAUUUUGGGCGAGUUAUUAGGAAAAUAACUGAGCCAAUCCUAAAUAUUCUUGCCCAAGUUCGUAUCUGUGAUAAUACUUUAUUGUAUGUUAUAAGCAGCAAUAACUGAGUAAAAAUGGAUUUAAUUUUUAGUUGAUUCGUUUUAAGGUUUUUAUCAUUAGUUGCAUAGAACUAAUCUCAUUUUGAAAAAUCUCAUUCCCGUUAGUACCUAAAUAUUCGAUAUUGUUCAAUAACCGUCAAUCAAUUAAAUUUUCGCUCUGUAGAACACUAUCGAAAAAUUGACCAAUUUCUUUCUGAUAUGUUUAAAGGAAAUUUAACAGAUGGAUUUAGAAGAAAAUCGUGCAGCAAUAACACACCGAAUAAAAAAAAUUGUCGAAUAUUUUUUUAAAAUUGUACUGUUAAUAUUUGUUUGUUAAUUGCACUAAACUCUGUGCCAUUAUUGUAUAUGAAAAAAGUGCCUUUAUUAUUGUAUAUUGACUAUUUUCACUGAUUGAAUACCUUUAUACAGUUUUUAAUAAAAAUAUAUUUAAUAAAAUA
Dendroctonus ponderosae (mountain pine beetle) is the source of this 6304-nucleotide messenger RNA. It is a transcript of the gene Egfr, whose product is annotated as epidermal growth factor receptor. Lineage: Eukaryota; Metazoa; Arthropoda; Insecta; Coleoptera; Curculionidae. Gene Ontology annotation, cellular component: basal plasma membrane; signaling receptor complex. Gene Ontology annotation, molecular function: ATP binding; transmembrane receptor protein tyrosine kinase activity. Bases 326 to 4852 code for a protein of 1508 amino acids. The transcript is spliced from 11 exons. Gene Ontology annotation, biological process: positive regulation of cell population proliferation; cell surface receptor protein tyrosine kinase signaling pathway; multicellular organism development. The record is from RefSeq and is a predicted model, not a curated record.